AUGACGACGACCAUCAUGACGGUCCGCGGGCCCAUUGACGCCAGCCAAGUCCUGCCCGGCGGGAUCCUCGCCUGUCAGCGGGUGCUGCAGAAGCUGCCAGCACACGACGCCGACGUGGCGAUUGCGCCCGAAGAUCUCAUGCGCCUGCGCGAGCACCCGCUCGAGUCGCAGAACGCGUGCUUGGUCAGCGAGGACAAGGCCUUUCGCGAGCUUGAAGCGCUGCGCAGCGUUGGCUGCAACACGAUCGUCGAUCUGCAACCGAAGGCACUGCGUGAUCCGCGCCGCUUGCAGUCGCUCGCGCAGCGCCUCGACAUGCAUGUUUUGGCGUCGACCUCGAUCGAUGCCACGCAAGACGCCUCCGUCGACGCUGCCGCCAAGGCGCUAACGCUCGAGCUCCAGUUUGGCAUGGACGACACGUCCAUCCAAGCCAGUGUCAUCUACCACGUUGUCGACAUUCGAAACGUGCAUUCCGGGCACUGGGCAGCCGUCGCACAGGCGCAGCUAGCCACAUCCGCGCCCGUGUACCUUGAGCUCAACCCGUUCCCGACAUGCGGCUACGAAGCGGACGUGCUCGCACUGCUCAUAUCGUUCACGGGUCGUCGCGACAAGCUCGUGCUCUGUCACUGCGACCUAUUGCCACUGUCGAUGCUCACGCAGUUCGCGGCGCUGCAGAUCGUUUUGAGCUUUGACCUCUCGGGGCUCGAGGCCGUGACCGAGGUGCUGCCCUUUGCAACGCUGCCACCGGCCGCCUACGUGCCCCGCGACCGCGAGAUUGCGGCCACCCUUCACGUGCUGCUCGCUGCUGUACCAACGGCCAAAGUUCUGAUCAAUAGCACCGUUCAUUUCAAGACGCAGUACACCCGGUACGGCGGCGGCGGGUACACUCACAUCUUUGCCAGCUUUGCCGCCCGGGCGCUGACCACCGCUGAUGUGCGCGCCCGCGUCCUGCUGCACGAACCGUUGGCGCUGCUCGCCGGCUACGUCCCACCGCCUAGUGCGGAGAUUCCGAAGAACUACAUUGACUGCUCGAUCUGCAAGACAGCGUUCGAGCCGAUCGUGGGCGAGUACUUUACCAAGUUUGCGUUCGUCUACUGCUCCACCAAGUGCCUUCGAAAGCACCGCAUCGCCAACUUUGCCCCGCUCGAGGAGCCAAGUCGGUAG
Messenger RNA from Saprolegnia parasitica CBS 223.65, 1161 nucleotides. RefSeq lists its product as hypothetical. NCBI's taxonomy places the organism in Eukaryota, Oomycota, Saprolegniomycetes, Saprolegniales, Saprolegniaceae. Gene Ontology annotation, molecular function: zinc ion binding. Gene Ontology annotation, biological process: catabolic process. The record is from RefSeq and is a predicted model, not a curated record. The coding region runs from base 1 to 1161 and encodes 386 amino acids. The transcript is spliced from 3 exons.